UCAUUCGUUUCGGAACAACCAACCAAAUCAGAAGUCUAUCUAGCAAAAAAUAUUUAUUUCUUAUUUUUUGUUAGAUAUUUUUGUGCUCAAAAUUUAAUCGUUGUUCUGUCACUGCGCUCACAUUUAUUGCCAGUCAGCAUGGAUGGAUAUUAUCAAGGCAACAGUGGCAACUUCAACAGCAGCGGCUAUUCGCAGCGAUCCGUGAACAAAAGCUACGGAUCCUGCUGCAACUGCUCCGGGGGCUGCUGCCCACGGAUGGGCGCUGGGGCCAGCCAAACGCAAAGCCAGAUGCAGAGCCAGAGCAUGGGCCAGCUGAGUUGUCCUGGUGGCAACUGUUGCCCCGGCGGACGGUGUCCAGUUGGGAAGAGUCGUGGCCAUUCCGACUGGCAGAAUAGUGGACGCUAACGCCCAAGAGUUGGCGGUUCCAUAUGUGAGCCUGACAGGACAAUGACGUGGAGUUACACACAUUUAAUUACCGAAUUAUUGGAAAUGGAAUAUCGUACGAUGUUGAACAGAUUUCAAAAUGCACACUCAGGCACGGACUGGCAUUCAGGCCAUACCCACAAUCGCACGAGUUGACGUGGAUUCCAUCUUGUUUCCAACAUUACCACAUAUCAAAGUAUAAUAUGAAAAUUAUACUACACUCCUGCCGAAAGAACAUGGUGAUACGUACACACAGGACCAUAGCCGACUAAAAUUCAGUGUUACACAUGAUAUACUCAUAGCAGAGUUAAUAAAUACCAUUUCAAUGAGAUAU
Molecule: messenger RNA, 757 nt
Organism: Drosophila bipectinata
Lineage: Eukaryota; Metazoa; Arthropoda; Insecta; Diptera; Drosophilidae
Source: RefSeq, a predicted model, not a curated record